Messenger RNA from Blepharisma stoltei, 2661 nucleotides. The record is from the annotation of a GenBank genome assembly. NCBI's taxonomy places the organism in Eukaryota, Ciliophora, Heterotrichea, Heterotrichida, Blepharismidae.
AUGAAUCCGAGCAAAACCGAAAAAACGUAUCUUCACACGACGACUAUUUCAUAACGACUAUUUUUUUUUGGCCUAUUUUUUUUUGGCCUAUUUUUUUUUGGCCUAUUUUUUUUUGCCUAUUUUUUUUUGGCCUAUUUUUUUUUGGCCUAUUUUUUUUUGGCCUAUUUUUUUUUGGCCUAUUUGUUUUUGGCCUAUUUUUUUUGCUAUGUUUUUUGCCUUUUUUUUUGACAAUUUUUUAACUAUUUUUUACUAAUAUUUGGGCACAAUUCCAUACUAAUUGUUUUAAUCUAAUUUGUAAUGUGUUUUAAACGAUUUAACUAACAAAAAAUGCACCCUUAACAGAUUUCUUACUCAAUGAAUACUAAUUCAUUGCUUUUAAAAUUUCGAGAAUUUUAGGUUUAAUUAGGAGUUUUUAACUUAAUUUACUCAAUAUUAAUCGCGUAAGGAAAAGUCUCUGUUUCUCAAUAAGGUUUUAGUACUCUCAGCAGCUUCAUGAAUGAGGCUAGACAAAAAAAAAUAGGCCAAAAAAAAAUAGGCCAAAAAAAAAUAGGCCAAAAAAAAAAAUAGGCCAAAAAAAAAAUAGGCCAAAAAAAAAUAGGCCAAAAAAAAAUAGGCCAAAAAAAAAAUAGGCCAAAAAAAAAAUAGGCCAAAAAAAAAAUAGGCCAAAACAAAAUAGGCCAAAAAAAAAUAGGCCAAAAAAAAAUAGGUGAAAAAAAAAAAAGGCCAAAACAAAAUAGGCCAAAAAAAAAUAGGCCAAAAAAAAAAUAGUCGUUAUGAAAUAGUCGUCGUGUGAAGGAACCCCGAAAAAAUCUUACUCCCCCCAUCCUCGAUCAAACGGCACGAUAUCGUUCGAUCAAGGAUGGAGUUAAAAAAAAAUUUUGGGGAAAAAAAUUUUUAUAUAUAAAAUAAAAUAUAUAUAUUUUUAUAUACUUUUAAAUAAGAAGAUCAUGAGUAUUUAAUAAUUAUUUUUACGGCAAAAAAUUAAAUUAAUUUCAUAAGAAUACCAAUUUUUAAUAUUUUGAUUUUUUAGUUACCCCUUUAAACUGUAUAAUUUUAAUUUGUUCCUUAUUGAAUUUAAAAUUUAAAUUUUAAAGAUAUUUUUAAGUAUAUAAAAAAUUUGCAUGAUAUGAAAAUAGUUCGAUCAAAGAUGGGGCUAAUUUUCCCAAUUUUUAUAAAUUUUACAGUGAAUCGUUCGAUCUUAGUAAAUUUUUCUGGAAAAUCUAUUUAUAUUAAUAAGCGCUAUAGCAAUCUCAAGGAUGCUUAUUAUACAGGGAUUUCAGAGAGUUAUACUGCAUACGACAAUAUAUCUGACCGAGAAGUUAAAAUCCUAGCAAUUGAAAAUGCAUUAGACUGAAAUGGCAGAAUUAAAGGAACCUUAAAUGAAAUUAACUUAAUGAAACAUUUUCAACAUGAAAAUAUUCUUCAGCUAUAUGAUAUUGACUUUUAUGAGCAUAAUGACUCAUUAACCCUUUAUUUAAUAACUGAAUCAAUGGAUACAAGUUUAGAUGCUGUGAUCAGAUCAUCCCAAGAUUUAACUGAUUUGCAUAUAAAAUUCAUUAUUUACCAAAUUCUACGUGCACUUGUAUAUAUACACUCAGCAGGAGUGAUUUUAGGAAACCUGAGCCCUAAAGUAGUUGGGAUUAAUGCAAAUUGCGACGUAAAAAUAACUGAUUUUUGGUUUGCCUUUGCUAAUAAUGAGAAUUAUUGAUAUGAAGAUCAUAUUUAUGACGUAGAUCGAUUAUUUUUAGCUCCUGAAUGUUUAAAUAUAGCUCGCUUUAUAACUACAAAAUCUGAUAUUAUAAUUGGCAUGAAUUUGGGAUGGUCUCCACACAUCAGGACAUUCCACACUUGAGUUGCUCCAUAUGUGAAAUUUAUGUUUCACGCACAGAAAAGGUGGAGACCCUCCCAAAAUCAUGCCAACGCAUAAUAUAUGAAGCGUUGGAUGCAUAAUGGCAUACUUUCUAACUCCUCCCUUCCCGAAAGCGAACAAAACCAUUGGAAAAUCCUUAUUUUAUGCCCAAAACCUCACCCUCCUUAAGCGAAAAAAAUUCUUUUAAUAUAAUAAUAUUUUACGAAAAAAAAUUUUGAUAUAUGAAUGAACAAAUUGAAUUUUAAAACGUAAAUUUUACAAAUAAAAAUAAAUAUUUGAUUUUUUGAAUUUCGAAAAACAAUUUAAUAUAAAAUUUUAAAUAUAAAUUUUAAAAAAAAAUUAGAACAAAAUGAUUUUGUUCGCUCACGGAGGGAGGAGUAAAAAGACAGAAUCCUCUUUUUAAUCCAGAAAAUAGUCUUAAACAGAUAAAUUCUAUGUUUGAAUUAUUAGGAUUUCCGGCAGAAGAUGAUUUAUUAUUUAUUAAUAAUGAGGAGGCUUUAUCAUCACUUUUCAAAACUUCUGCAAAGCCAGAUAAAACGCCUUUUAAAGUAAUUUUUCCUGAAGCAGACUCAUUGGCAAUAGAUUUUUUAGAGAAAAUGCUGGUUUUUAAUCCGUUAAAAAGGUGAGAUGCUGAAAAACUAUUGAAGCAUGAAUAUUUAAAGGAUUUUUAUGAGCCAAAAAAUGAUAAUACUACGGCAAUGGUAUUUGAAUUCGAUUAUCAUGAUCGAUGAACUAAAACAAAGGUUUUAAAAGAAAAAUUAAACAGAAUAAUUGGUCGUGAUGCUUCCUAA